AUGCCGUCCCAACAACCCCCCGCCUCCGCCGCCUCCGCCGCCGCCGCCGCCAUCGCCGCCCUCCCACCCCUCCCACCCCUCCCACCCCUCCAGGCCACCCUCCUCGCCCUCCUCCUCCCGCUCCUCGCCUACAUCGCCCACACGCUCCACGCCCUCCUCGCCACACACCGCGCCGCCGCCGCCGCCCAAACCGCCUCGACCGACGCAUUCCUCCGCGAACUGCGCUCCGUCAGCGCGGCCGCCGCCGAAGCCGCCGCCGAGCGCGCCACCAAGGACAACAAUGCCAGCGGUGGCAGCGUCAACGUCGAGAAGGACCUCAUCGCCCGCGCGACGCGCGCGGUCGAACGCGUAGUCGGCGCGGCGGAGGCGUGGGAGAAGCGGUGGGGGCAGCAGGAGCAGCAGCAGCAGCAGCAACAACAUCAUCAAGUCGGCGGCGGGCACAACAACAACACCAACAACAACGGGCAGCAGCAGCACAACAGCAACGGCAACAGCAACGGCGUCGGCGUCAACGGGUCGCACGUGCGGCGGGGCAGCGCGGCGAGCACCGGCAGGGGGUCGAUGACAUAUAGUAAUUGGUACAACAGCGACGACGACACGGACCUGUACAGGCGCAAGGUGGAGGCGAUGGAGGGCCUGCGCCGGCUGAUGGAGGCGCAGCGCCCCGCGCCGGCGGCGGUCGAGGACGCGGACCUGUAUCGCCGGCGGGUCGAGGCGCUGGAGGGGCUGCGGAGGGUGUUGGAGAUGCAGCCGGGGGUGGGGUUUGGUGCGGGCGUGCAGGGGUAUGGGGGUUCGACGGUGGCGGCGGGGAGGAAGAAGGGAGUGGGGAGGGGGGGAGGAGGAGGGGGAGCUGUUGCGGGACUAGGGGGGAUGAAUUUCGGGGCUGCGCUGAGCGUGAAGAGCGAGGGGAGGGCGUUGAAGAAGGAGAAGAGCGCCGAGACGUUGGGGGAGAGCUUGUUGGACUUGUGA
This is a messenger RNA of Diplodia corticola, 969 nucleotides long. RefSeq lists its product as uncharacterized. NCBI's taxonomy places the organism in Eukaryota, Fungi, Ascomycota, Dothideomycetes, Botryosphaeriales, Botryosphaeriaceae. The coding region runs from base 1 to 969 and encodes 322 amino acids. The record is from RefSeq and is a predicted model, not a curated record. The transcript has a single exon.